AUGGGAAGGAGUACGCCUAGUGCUACACACCCAUCAAUGAGUCAUGGAGGAGAGAUGGGAGUAGUUGCAUUGAGGUUGAACUCGAAAGAGAACACUAAUGGGGCUUCUCAGGUAAAGGAUGGUUUUACAAUGGUGAGAUCGGCUUGUCGAAGGGCAAAGACACACAGAAAUAAGGUGGUGUUCUCAGCAAGAGGAUCGGGAGGAGGUGUAGAAAAGCAUAGUCGAGUGUUGACGAAGAAUACAAACUAUGAGAAGAUAGAGACAUCGAACAGCUUUGGAAGUUUGGAGGAGGAUAGCAUGCCUUCGGACAUACAGGAGAAUACGAUGGAAACGGGAGAGAAUAAGGAGAAUGAAUCCAUUCACACUCAGGGAGGGAAGAGGAAUGUGUAUGGUAAGGGGAGGCAGGUUGUGAGCUUUAUGGAGAAGAGAAAUUUUGGAAUUAGAGAUGGAUCGAGAGGUAAGAGAAAUGGGGGUAGUAAGGCCUUGGAGAGUAAUGGGCCUCGGACAAAACUAGCACACCAGACCCAACCCACACGUGGGUUGGUAUUUGGCCCAUCUAAAGAAGGAUCAGAAAUGUCGAGUAAUGGAAAUAGGCUGCGGGUGGAGAAGGAGAGUUUCGGUCGAUCUGGAGGCUCUUUUGUGGAUCAUGAUGAUGGUAUGCUUGAUGAUGCUCGGAUCGUGCAGGGUCGGUCUGAAACAGGAGGGGAUAGUCAGAUGGGACAAGGUAGUAUUGUCCGAAAUGGGUAUGUGGAAGCCCAGUCUCAUCCGCCGGAGGAAGACGCGGAGAUGGUGCGAUUGGUGGAGAGCCCUCAAUAG
This is a messenger RNA of Arabis nemorensis, 816 nucleotides long. The record is from the annotation of a GenBank genome assembly. NCBI's taxonomy places the organism in Eukaryota, Viridiplantae, Streptophyta, Magnoliopsida, Brassicales, Brassicaceae.